GUUUCGCCCGGAUCUUCAUGAUCUUAUGUGCCUAGAGCCUUAGGGGAGUGCCUUGCCAAGGAUUCCUCCGGCCCUUACCGCGGUUUCGGCAGGAUUCAAGUGACACGAAUGGCCAUAAACGUAUUCACAUAGGGGUCUAUGAUUGGCUUAAUACUUAUCUUGGAGACAAGAACUUGGGGUCUAGUCGGUAGAGACAGGAUGGGUAUCCAUACUGCCUUUAUACCUACCUCCUUGGAUAGGCGUUGAACAGCUUAAUAAGUAGUAUAGAUCGAUUGGGACCGCAGCAAUGGUUUCACUCUCAUCUUUACUUCCUGUAUGGAGCUCCUGUGCCGUCGCAGUUGAGGUUCUGGAUGAACCCUAUCAUCAUGCCGUCUUACAGCACGCUAGAAGUUCACAUGGUUGAAAGCUAUGGUCCAUACGACUACGAGACUACGAACAAAGAAGCUGUUAGACACUCGAAUGGUAUAUACCUCCAGCCUGCCCCCUUCGAGGUUGAAGGCUCAGGCGCCUACUUCCCGGAAGUUGUCAAUUAUGAGGGAGAGCAGCCUCCGAGUGAUACAACAGCCGUUGACAAACCACAAUCACCAGCAAGCCUAAUUUGCGGUCUAUCAAAACGUAUAUUCUAUAUUGUUUUCGCGGUCGGAUUGGUAGUGGUGAUCGGCGCUAUUGUUGGGGGAGUAGUAGGUGGCAUCUCGGGUGGACAGCAUCAUACUUCUAAGCAAUCAAACGAUUCACAGCAGGGCCCGUCCGGUAUUCCAAACGCAAACAGCACCUCGUCAUCGUCCUCCAAUCAGAAUGUGCUCAAAAUAUCGAAGUUGGUAUCCUCAAACAUGACCGACGAGAAUGGCUACGUACAUCGAUUUGUCUUUUUUCAAGACACGUACAAUGCUAUUAUCGAGCGGAGAUGGGAUUCGCAGAACAGAACUUGGAUCACGAGCAACAUCACGGAAAUCAUGAGAGGCUCUACAACGCCGGUGAAUCCUCUGCCUGGAGCGCCCCUGGCCGUCGCGUCGUGCAACUAUAAUACCGUAUUUGAGACGCAUCUCUGGUUUACUGUUCCGGAUAGCUAUGUGAGCGCAGUUUAUCUGCGUCAUGCGGACACGAAGCCGGACAACUGGCAAUACGAUACUCUAUACACGGGCGCUCUACAGACGUACCCGGGGUCGCAACUAGCAGCGACGUGGCAACGCUGCUGGAGCGAAUAUUGCAUAGGUAACUGGGUCCUUGCUUACCAGACGCCUGGGGGAGAUGUAAACGUCGCCAAUGCAACCCACUGGGACAAUCCAACUAGAGUAAUAGGAGGGAGAGACGUGGCAGCCAAUUCCAGCUUGGGCAUCAUAUCCCAGCUGAACGGACUCGGGACUAAUCGAUUAGCUCUUAUAUCGGAGACCGUCGGUUCACAGACGAGUAGCUCCAUGCAGAAGACUAUGUACUUGAACGAGUGGGAACCUGACGGGCUCCUAAUCGAAGACCUACCUCCCCCCUCGCCAAACCUACAGUUCGCCGUCCUGCUUAUGGAGAACUUCACACAGACCAUGUUUCUAACCCUGCGCCCAAACGGCACGGUCAGCGCUCUGUGGUGGGGAGGCCACUUUACGUCCAUACCGAGCGUCGACUUCCGCGGGGGGCCGUCGACGGUCAACUUCACCGCUAUCUCGGCGGGUGAAGAUUCCAUGCUCUACGGUAUAUCCGGCGACGAGGUCUUGCAGUACGAGCCGGACCCUUUGGAUCUUUUCGGCUUCACGUACGUUAGUCGGGUUUAUCCGUGAGGGUUGCGUCUGUUGCGUUAGGUUAGGUACCUAGUUUAGGGAAGGGAGGCUAUUUGUUUUGUGUCGGCUUAUACGGGAACCCGGGUUGUGUAGAGUUGGACCGGUAUAAGGCGUCAGGGGGAUCUUGUCGGUUAUCUUCUAUUGGUAAUUUUUACGCGUGGGACUACUCCCUAUGCAGUGCUGCUUGCUCACUGCCAUCGGGGGUAAGCGCUAAGCUUUAAGUGACAGGCAAAGGUUCAAACUGCGAUUAACUACAAUUAACUAAUGCUCUUAUAUCUUUAUGUCUCAUAUAGAGGGCGACGACUAAAAGAUACCUACUACCUGGUAUCUAUCUAUAAUGAUCUGGCCUGGUACUUUCAUCUUUACGUCUUAUUGUGAUUAUUAUAGAAAUAUAAACGAGAGAUCUUUAGAUAGGGCUGGCCUCGACCAUUCACGGCCCCUGUCGCGAGAGGGGGCUAUGUAAUAGUUGAACCUCUUACCAGUCAAAAACUGCAGAUCGCACUCCACGCUGUUGGCUAAGCAUCUACCCAACGCUCGCCGCGAGGCGCAAUAGACGUAGGGAUGACGCCGGUUUGAGUCAUCCGGUAUUA
Molecule: messenger RNA, 2359 nt
Organism: Daldinia decipiens
Lineage: Eukaryota; Fungi; Ascomycota; Sordariomycetes; Xylariales; Hypoxylaceae
Exons: 2
Coding region: 351-1769 (472 amino acids)
Source: RefSeq, a predicted model, not a curated record